Messenger RNA from Parnassius apollo (apollo), 3258 nucleotides. NCBI's taxonomy places the organism in Eukaryota, Metazoa, Arthropoda, Insecta, Lepidoptera, Papilionidae. The record is from the annotation of a GenBank genome assembly.
AUGGAUGAUGACGCUAGUUCAGAAUUACAGAAAUGUCUAUCAGAAAGUCCCAUGGAUACCGAUGAAGGCCCUCUUAUAAAUGAAAACUCCAAUGGAUUGUCGCAUCUUUUGACGGAAGGGGAAUUUAACAGUGUUGAUGCUGGUGUUGUAGAUGAAUCGUCAACAUCAAAUCAGGGAUUUCUGAAUGCAGUUGAAUUGUCUGCUGGCAGUGUAGGAGAUUAUUUAGAAAAUAACACCAGUGAAUUUAACACAGACACAUUCGAUGUUGGUGAUAAUGCAGUAAACUUUCCAAGUGAAUCUUUAAAUAACAUGCUUUCUGAUGGAGAUUCACAUCUGAGCGAUGCGAUGUAUAAAAAUAUGACGUCCGAUGUCGAAGGCGAUUAUACAGAUAGCCAAAGAACCAAAAUGGGAUCUGAUUUUGAGCAAGAUAUUUCUAGAGAUGUAUUAAAUGAUGCUAGUUUGUCAGUUCCAUCUGAACACCAUGAGAAUUUGAAAAUAGAGGACACUAAUUGCUCCAAUAAUGAUGCAAAAACAUGUGACCUAAGUGAUGAUGCGAGCCAAUCUAUUGUGGACCAUAUUUUGAGUGAGAAAAUGGAGGGAAAGGAAGCAAAGAAAAUAUUUGAAGAUGAAAAGUCUUCACCAGAUAAAGAAACUGAAGUCAUUCAAGAAGAGAAACAAACGGGUGCAUCAGAUGAAAACAAACAGACAGUUGAAACUGAAAAGACAGUUGAAACUAAAGAGGCAGUUGAAACUAAAAGUGCAAUUGAAAUAAAAGAGGCAGUUGAAACUAAAGAAGUAGUUGAAACUAAAGAGGUUGAGGAAACUGAAAAGAUAGCUGAAACUACUGAGACAAAAGAAGCUAAGGAGACAAUUGAUAUAAAUCAAUGCAAUAAAACUGCCACACAGAAAGAAGAUGAUACAACAUCUGAGGAGAAAGUUGGUGGUGCUGAAGAAACAGAAGUAGUGUCAGAGGAUGAACUACCAACGGUGCAAAAGCCAAGCGUAAAGGAUGCUGAAAAUGUAUCUGAUGAUGAACUCCCAGGACCUAAACCUGCAGAGCUUCCAGCUGACACCGAGGUAGUAUCAGAAGAUGAAUUGCCUUCAUCUAAAAAGGAUUCGAAGGAGUCACGCAAAAGAAAACCAGAUGAAGAAAAGGAUGGUUACGAUCCAGGUUCACCCACUUCUGAAAAUGAAUCAUCUUGUAAAAAGCAAGCUGUUGCGAAGAAUGGCGAAAGUAAACCAGUUCCUGUAGAAAAAAGGUUAUCUGUGGAUGAGAAACCAAAAAAGAAAAUUUUACCAGAGCUGGACAAAUAUUGGAAAGUUGUUAAUGACGACCCCACUGAUUUCACAGGAUGGACUUAUUUGCUACAAUAUGUAGAUCAAGAGAGUGAUGUGGAAGCUGCGCGAGAAGCUUAUGAUGCCUUCUUGUCGCAUUAUCCAUAUUGUUAUGGCUAUUGGAGGAAAUACGCCGAUUAUGAAAAACGUAAAGGAAGUAAAAAGAAGUGCCUCGAGUGCAUCGAGGCCAACGAUGUUCAUAUGGCAAAGUCGUCCGUUCGCAUCGGAGAGUUGUAUAACCCCAUUGAGUUAGCGAUGGAGGAGGCCGGCGAAGGGAAGAGUGCUUCAACGACCGGCGAGCGUGAACAGGUUUUGGAAAGAGGACUCAAAGCCAUACCACUUUCUGUGGAUUUAUGGAUACAUUACUUGAAUCAUAUAAAAGCUACUAGAACUGAAGAUCUUGCUUUCAUUAGAUCACAGUAUGAGAGGGCUAUAGAUGCCUGUGGAUUGGAGUUCCGUUCUGAUCGGCUAUGGGAGUCUUACAUCAAGUGGGAAGCAGAGAAUGGUACUGCUCUUAAUGUAACAAACAUUUACGACAGACUACUGGCCACUCCUACCCUUGGAUAUACUUCACAUUUUGAUAACUUUCAAGAGCACGUGAUGUCGGAGCCGGUGGCGGGCGUAGUGUCGCGCACGGAGCUGGUGCGGCUGCGCGGCGAGGUGCGCGAGAGCAGCGGCGCGCAGCCGCAGCUGGACCUGCCGCCCGGCGAGGACGCGCCCCGUGACCACAUCGCUUCAGAGGAAGAAGCUCAGGCGAUCAAAGAGCGGAUAAUUGCAGCCAGAAGGAAAGUACACAAAACUACUGGUGAGGAAGUAGCUGCUCGUUGGACCUUUGAGGAAGGCAUAAAGCGACCAUAUUUUCAUGUGAAACCCUUGGAAAGAUGCCAGCUCAAGAACUGGAAAUCAUACCUCGAGUGGGAAAAACAGCAUGGUACCUUUAAACGGGCACUCGUUUUGCACGAAAGGUGCCUUAUAGCCUGCGCUCUUUAUGAAGAGUUUUGGAUGAGGCUUGUAAAAUUCCUGGAGGAGCGUAUUGAAUCAGAACCGGAACUGAUAUCAGUUGAACGUGAGGUGUUAGAGCGUGCCUGCACAGUACACCAUCUGGAUAAACCUGAGCUUCAUUUACACUGGGCUCAUUUUGAAGAGGAACAUGGUAACCCGAGCAAGGCUGCAGAGAUUCUCGAUCGGAUAGAGAAGACCUGCCCCAAUCUUGUGCAGAUACAGUACAGACGGGUAAAUCUGGAGCGCAGACGUGGCGACUAUGACAAAUGCUGCCAAUUAUAUGAAAGCUACAUAGCGUCAGCAAAGAAUAAGCAGAUCGCUUCCGCUUUAGCGGUGAAAUACGUGCGAUUCCUGUUUCACAUUAAGCGCGACGCGUCGGCAGCGAAGAAGGCCAUCGACGAUGCCAUCUCCAAAGACCCGCUCAAUGUCAGAUUGCAUAUGCAAAGGCUUGACAUCGCUUUGCACACACCUGGCACACCGUACGAAGUUUUAGAAGACCUGGCGAUGUCGUACGAGCGCACGGAGGGUGCGGAGGCGGAGGUGAGCGCGACGAUGGCGUGGCGACGGCGCGAGCUGGCCGAGGAGCUGGGCCCGGCCGCCGCCGCGCGCGCCGCCACGCGCCACGCGCGUGCGCUCGCCAAGCACCUGCGCAAGCGCGCGCGCAAGGACAAACACGAGCCGCCGCCGCCGCCCACCCCUUCGACUGACGCAACAAAGAAGAAAGAGAGUAGCGGCACAACAAUGACGACCGCCACUACCACGAGUAGUAGCAGCACAUAUUACCAGACGCCAGCUGCUACUGCACAGUCGUAUGACCAGUCUUACGCACAGCCGUAUCAGCCGCCUUGGGGAUACCAGCAGCCGCCGGGCCCCUACCAACAUCAUCCACACCCUUGGCCACAGUAUCCUAACUACUACUAA